AUGUCUCGAGCGUUUCUGAGCUUGCGCAAGCCUUUGAUAGGCUUCGCAGCCGUGGCCACCGCCGGCACCGUCGUCUACGCCUCCCGCCGACACAACAAGCACUCCUUUGACACACCCCUCGUCGCGCUGCAGCGUGACGCCAGCGGGCGCAUCGUGCCGCCCACCUUUCCCGCCAUCAAGAGCCGCGCCGAGAACCUCGCCGAGCUGCGCCGCCACAGCCAGCCAGACGGCGCGGGGGAGGAGGCGGAAGCCGAGUAUGAUCUCCUCAUCAUCGGCGGCGGCGCGACGGGCACGGGCAUCGCGCUCGACGCCGUGACGCGCGGCCUCAAGGUGGCGCUGGUCGAGCGCGACGACUUCUCGGCCGGCACGAGCUCCAAGAGCACCAAGCUGGUCCACGGCGGCGUGCGGUACCUCGAAAAGGCCGUCUGGAACCUCGACUACGCGCAGCUGCAGCUCGUCAUGGAGGCGCUGCAUGAGCGUCGCACCUUUCUCGACAUCGCGCCGCACCUCUCCCACUCGCUGCCCAUCCUGUUACCGCUCGAGCACUGGUGGCAGGCGCCGUACAUGUGGGUGGGCACCAAGACGUACGACAUGCUCGCCGGCGACCAGGGCCUCGAGCGCUCCUACUACCUGAGCCGUGCCCAGGCCCUGGCCAAGCUGCCCAUGCUCAACCCGGCCAAGCUCGUCGGCGCCCUCGUCUACUACGACGGCCAGCACAACGACUCGCGCAUGAAUGUCGCCCUCGCCAUGACGGCCUCGCUGUACGGCGCCACCGUGCUCAACCACGUCGAGGUCACGGCCCUGCACAAGAACGCCGACGGCACGAUUGACGGCGCCACGGUCCGCGACGUGCUCGCCUCGGUCGACCCCGACGCCGGCCUGGACGGGCGCGCCUUCACCGUCCGCGCCAAGGGCGUCAUCAACGCCACCGGCCCCUUUGCCGACGCCAUUGAGCGCAUGGACGACCCCGCGCGCAAGACCAUGAUUGCGCCCGCCUCGGGCGCGCACAUUGUGCUGCCCGGCAGCCUCUGCCCGCACGGCAUGGGCAUGCUCGACGCCGCCACGUCCGACGGCCGCGUCGUCUUCGUGCUGCCCUGGCAAAACUACACCCUGGCCGGCACCACGGACAAUGCGUGCGAGGUGGAGCGCCAGCCCGUGGCGCGCGACGAGGACGUCGACUUCAUCCUCGGCGAGGUCAGCAAGCUGCUCAAGCCCGACUCGGCCCUCACCCGCGCCGACGUGCUCGCCACCUGGUCCGGCAUCCGCCCGCUCGUCAAGGACCCCCACGCCAAGAACACCGAGUCGCUCGUCCGCAGCCACCUCGUGACCGUCUCGCCCGCGAAGCUGCUGACCUGCGCCGGCGGCAAGUGGACCACGUACCGCCAGAUGGCCGAGGACGCCGUCGACGAGGCCAUCAAGACGUUUGACCUGAAACCGCGCGCCGGACCUCUUGCCAACAUUGCCGGUGCCGCCGAACUCCCCGCCGUCCAGAGUACCGCCGCCUGCGUCACGCGCAAGGUCGUCCUCGCUGGCUCGCACGGCUACUCGACCCGCCUGCCCGCCGAGCUCGCCGAGAGCCGGUCUGUCGACGCCGACGUUGCGCACCACCUAGCGACCAACUAUGGCGACCGCGCGUGGGCGCUGCUCGACACGACGACGACGACGACGACGACACCGCCGACGCGGCUGCUGCCUUCGCACCCCUUCACCGACGCCGAGGUGCGGUACGCUGUGCGUGCUGAAGCGGCGUGCACGGCCGCCGACGUGAUUGCGCGCCGCACGCGCCUGGCGUUCCUCGACGUCGAUGGCGCUCUCCUCGCGCUGCCGCAGGUGAUUGAGAUUAUGGCGCAGGAGCUCGGCUGGGGCGCCGCCCGCCAGGCCCGCGAGUGGCAGGACACGGUGCGCUUCCUCGAGUCCAUGGGCCUCGCGCGCGACCAGCUGCGCGUCAGCCGCGACGAGGUCGUCGUCCGCGGCGAGGCCAAGGCGGCGCCGCCACCGCCGACGCCUCAGCAAAAGGCGAUGGCGGUCGGUGGGAAGCUCAACUUUGGCGUCGUCGGGCAGAGGGAGACGAGCGGGCGGUGA
This is a messenger RNA of Cordyceps militaris CM01, 2082 nucleotides long. RefSeq names its product glycerol-3-phosphate dehydrogenase. The record is from RefSeq and is a predicted model, not a curated record. Gene Ontology annotation, biological process: glycerol-3-phosphate metabolic process. Gene Ontology annotation, cellular component: mitochondrion; glycerol-3-phosphate dehydrogenase (FAD) complex. Gene Ontology annotation, molecular function: glycerol-3-phosphate dehydrogenase (quinone) activity. The coding region runs from base 1 to 2082 and encodes 693 amino acids. The transcript has a single exon. NCBI's taxonomy places the organism in Eukaryota, Fungi, Ascomycota, Sordariomycetes, Hypocreales, Cordycipitaceae.